CUAUCGCUAUGAAGUGCUCAAUAAUAUUACUUGUUUUGAUGCUUUGUAAAGACCAGCACAUUACAGGGAGCCCGCAAUCCUUUAAAAGGGCAGAAAAAUACGUGCAUUCAAAACGUUCCCAGCCGCAUGACCCUCUGAUGUCGGGACACACGUUGGGACGGACGCGGGAAACUGUGAUGGGCAUGGGAUUGGAGAACGGCAGAACGGAACUGGCUAAUGUGACGGAGAACUAUUGCUGCUUUUGGGUGUAUCAGGGUCACCCGGCGUUGCCGGACAUCUGGGAGCAUCGCAAGGAAUAUGCAUUUGAUUUCCUAUUCAAUGGCAAAUUCGUGAAGAAUCAGCGCAACUAUCAGGAGCAGCUAGUUCGUCCAAUCAAUUGAACCACUGAACCAAGUUUAAAUUAAACCUACGGCACAUAGUUUUGCUUGCACAUCAAA
This is a messenger RNA of Drosophila virilis, 437 nucleotides long. RefSeq lists its product as uncharacterized. NCBI's taxonomy places the organism in Eukaryota, Metazoa, Arthropoda, Insecta, Diptera, Drosophilidae. The record is from RefSeq and is a predicted model, not a curated record.